AUGAACGUGGAUCUGGACGUCGCGCAGCUCGAGGCCGAGGCCGAGGCCAUUGAGAACAACACGCAGGUCGUCGACCAGGAGAUUGAGGACAUGAAGCGCCGCGUGCAGGAGAUGGAAGAGGAAGCGCAGAAGCUCAACCAGAUGCACAGCCACGUCCAGUCGCAGAUCCCGAAGGACGCGGCCGCGACCGCCGCCGCUGCCGCCGCCGCCAUGGACGAGAACUCGAUUUACGUUGGCCAGGUCGACUACGAAGCCACGCCCGAGGAGCUCCAGGCGCUCUUCCAGAGCUGUGGUACCAUCAACCGCGUCACGAUCCUCUGCGAUAAGUUCACGGGCCAGCCCAAGGGCUACGCGUACAUCGAGUUUGCGAGCCACGACGCGGUCGAGAGCGCGUGCCUCCUCAACGACACGAGCUUCCGCGGCCGUCAGCUCAAGGUCACGCCCAAGCGCGUCAACGAGCGGGGCUUUAACUUUGCCCAGCGCGGUGGCCGCGGUGGUCGUGGCGGCCGGGGCCGUGGCGGCUUUGGCGGCCGUGGCGGCUUCAACCCCAACUUUGGUGGCCGUGGCGGCUACGCGCCCCGCGGUGGUCGCGGACGUGGCCGUGGCCGGGGCCCGGCGUACCACCCGUACGCGUAUUAA
This is a messenger RNA of Saprolegnia diclina VS20, 639 nucleotides long. RefSeq names its product apoptosis regulator BCL-W. Lineage: Eukaryota; Oomycota; Saprolegniomycetes; Saprolegniales; Saprolegniaceae. Gene Ontology annotation, molecular function: RNA binding. The transcript has a single exon. The record is from RefSeq and is a predicted model, not a curated record. Bases 1 to 639 code for a protein of 212 amino acids.